Molecule: messenger RNA, 2676 nt
Organism: Pecten maximus
Lineage: Eukaryota; Metazoa; Mollusca; Bivalvia; Pectinida; Pectinidae
Exons: 4
Coding region: 1-2676 (891 amino acids)
Molecular function (GO): zinc ion binding; nucleic acid binding
Source: RefSeq, a predicted model, not a curated record
AUGUAUAUUGAUGUGAUUGUGAUAGGCGGAGAGAAGGAAAAGGCGAUUAGUCUUUUACUGAGUGACUCAAAUGUGGGAAAUCCGGAGGAUUCCGACUUACCAAAUUGGGCGAGUAAAAAGUGUGAUAAUGCAGUUGGCACAGAAUCAAAUGGCGUUCUUGACUACUCGGACAAUAUUAAGAAAUUAAUGCUCAAACUACCCUUCUAUCUGCAUGAUAAAUGGAGGAACCAAGUAUAUAAGUACAAGGAAGCAAAGAGGAAGGUUCGGUUCAAGGACUUAGUGAAGUUUGUGAAGACAGAGGCUAAGAAAAUCAACGACCCUACGUAUGGAAGUAUUGCCACUGGGACUUCAAGACCAAAGACUCCGCAAAAGAUUGCACGUUCCAGCAAUGCAGUUCCAGAGAUUGUUACAGAUUCUAUACCUAAGAGCACCAGUGACACCGUACCUCCUCCAGCCCCGAAUUAUAAGUGUUUCUUCUGUGACUCUACUUCCCAUUCUCUGGAUACUUGCAAAAAGAUAACUACCAAACCUAUGAACGAAAGAGUCAACUUCAUUAAAGAAAAGGGAUUAUGCUUUGGCUGUCUCAAGAAAGGCCACAUGUCGAAGAGAUGCCGUAAUCGUUCCAAGUGCGGCAUAUGCAAAAAAAGUCAUCCAUCUAUCUUACACAACGAAGAAAGCUCGUCAGUUGUUAGUGUAUCGAAUGCCAGUACUGGUUAUGCUAUCGCAAAAGAAGAUCAAAAGGGGGAUGUGUCUUGUGCCAUGGCGAUAGUCCCAGUUAGAAUUCGCUUGCGUGAUAAACCUCAUAGUAUAGAGACAUACGCAUUCUUGGAUACAGGUAGUAGCGCUUCGUUUUGCACCGAGACAGUUAUGAAACAGCUUGGAGCUAGAGGUAAGAAGACACAGCUUACACUGAGUACAAUGGGUGAGCCAUUUAUCAUGAACACAUUUUCCAUCAGUGGACUGCAAGUAAGUGACAUUGACUCGGAAAAUGCUAUUGAUCUUCCGCGAGUGUUCACGAAGGAGAAAAUGCCCGUGUCUAAGAAGCACAUCCCAACACAAGCAGAGGUGUCAAGGUGGGAACACUUAGCAAAGGUUUCACUAGCUGAGCCUAACUGUGAGAUAGGUUUGAUGAUUGGCAGCAACGUACCAGAUGCCUACUCGCCUAUUGAGAUACUUGCAGGCCCUAGUGGAUCACCACAUGCUACAAGAACUAAGCUUGGAUGGGUGGUCUGGAAUGUUCUUCGAGAAAGCGGUACUAUACAAGUCAACAGAGUUCACAUUCAGGAUUCAGGAGAAGACAUCGAAGACAUGGUUAAGAGAUCUAUGAACCUCGAUUUCCCUGAGCGUCUUAUUGACGAUAGAAAAGAAGACUCGAGGGAGGACAAACAAUUUUUGGAUAUGGCUGAAAACUCUAUUUAUAAGAAUGGAGAACAUUACUGCGUUUCGUUGCCUUUUCGUAACAAGGUCACUAUUUUGCCUGAUAACUCGGUAAUGGCUAAACGGAGAUUACGCAGCAUUGAGAACAGGUUCAAGGCAGAUCCCAAGUUCAAAGAAGAUUACACUGCCUUCAUGGAAAAACUGUUGGUAAAAGGUCAUGCGGAACCAGCACCUGUGGGAUUUGACAAAGGAAAGGUCUGGUACAUUCCUCAUCAUGGUGUAUACCACAAGAAAAAGAACAAGAUUCGAGUGGUGUUUGAUUGCUCUGCUCGAUAUCAAGGUGUCUCCCUUAACGACAACUUACUCCAGGGACCUGACCUUACAAACAAUCUUCUUGGUGUGUUGAUGCGAUUCCGGGAGGAACCAGUGGCUGUCAUUGGAGACAUUGAAGCGAUGUUCUAUCAGGUGAAGGUCCCAGUAAAUGAAAGAGACUAUCUGCGAUUUUACUGGUGGCCCAACGGGAAUACUGCGAAUGAGCCAAGGAGCUACAGGAUGACGGUUCACCUGUUUGGAGCCUCAUCAUCUCCCAGUGUUUGCAACUUUGCUCUUCAGAAAACUGCAAAGGACAGUCAAGAACGGUUUCCCCAAGAAGUUCAGGACGCACUGAAAAGAAAUAUGUAUGUCGAUGACUGUCUGACCUCCGUUGCUACAGAGAAGAAGGCGAUUAGUCUUAUACAUGAUGUGACUCAAAUGUGUAAAUCCGGAGGAUUCCGACUUACCAAAUGGACGAGUAACAGUGAUGAGGUUGUGGAAUCUAUUCCAGAGGGUGAUCGUGCCCUAGACGUCAAGUUGUGGAGUCUGGAUAGUAAGCCACCUAUCGAAAGAGCUCUCGGAGUUUAUUGGUUCAUGGAGAAUGACUCCCUUGGAUUCCAAAUUCAGAUGAAAGACAAGCCCGUUACUAGAAGAGGUAUUCUAUCAGUAACCAGCUCAGUGUACGAUCCUUUAGGAAUUGCAUCCCCGUUUGUUCUUAAGGCCAAGUCAAUUCUGCAAAGACUUUGUAGGGAUGGUAAGGGAUGGGAUGAGGAGAUCACAGGAAAAGAUCUGAAGGACUGGACCGAUUGGCUGCUUCAGCUACCUGAACUAGAGCAUGUUACCAUUGAUCGGUGUUACAAAGGGAAAAACCUCGGCAAGAUGCAAGUGACAUUGGAUAUGGAAUGGUAUUCUAUCUUCGACUCGUUGAUGUCACCGGAAAGAUCCACUGCACGUUCUUGUUCGGGAAGGCGAGAGUCGCACCACUGA